Spirodela intermedia is the source of this 228-nucleotide messenger RNA. The record is from the annotation of a GenBank genome assembly. Lineage: Eukaryota; Viridiplantae; Streptophyta; Magnoliopsida; Alismatales; Araceae.
AUGGCGUCGAGGGGCGGGAGUGCGAAGGGCAAGGGGAAGUCGUCGGGCGCCAAGGGGUUGAAGGUGGAGGAAGGGGUGCCUGUGGGGAAGUGCGUGAAGGUGUGGACCACGUGGACGAUGAAGAAGGCGAAGGUCGUAGCUCACUGGGGCUUCAUCCCGCUCGUCAUCGUCAUCGGCAUGAACUCGGAGCCCAAGCCCCAACUCUUCCAGCUCCUCAGCCCCGUCUGA